Molecule: messenger RNA, 2655 nt
Organism: Miniopterus natalensis
Lineage: Eukaryota; Metazoa; Chordata; Mammalia; Chiroptera; Miniopteridae
Gene: ZBTB22
Product: zinc finger and BTB domain containing 22
Biological process (GO): regulation of transcription by RNA polymerase II
Molecular function (GO): RNA polymerase II cis-regulatory region sequence-specific DNA binding; protein binding; DNA-binding transcription factor activity, RNA polymerase II-specific
Source: RefSeq, a predicted model, not a curated record
AGCCCGUGGCGUAGCCUAAAGGGAACGUGGGGGAGACGGUGGUUUUCAGUAACGGAGCAGACCUGCCCCCUCCCAAGAAAAGGGCGCAAAACAUCAAAAAGGUAAAUUUUGGAAAGUCAGGCUCUCUGGCAAAUGAGAAAUUCCAAUGGGAGCUACCCCAUUCCCAAAGAGUACCUAUUUCUCUAACCUCCAAGGAAAGCACAACUGAGUUUGCUGGCAGUGCCACUUGCUGGCUGUGACCAUGAAUCAUCUUAGUAUUUCUUAGCCUCAGUUUCCUCACCUAUCAAGUGGGGUUGAGAGGAAUAUCUACUUCACAGUGUUGUGGGGAGUUUCUCAAGUAAUGGGCGUGAACAUGUUUUAAACUGUAAAGGACUGUUUCAUUAUGAGAUGUUAUCAUUCUUCUCUUUUUUUCUUUCCAGAGACCCCCCCCCCAGCCGCCCUCCUUCCCUUGUUCCUGUGGCUGGGGGGGUACCCUCCCUCCACACCAUGGAGCCAUCUCCUUUGUCUCCAAGUGGGGCAGCACUCCCCCUGCCUCUGUCUCUGGCCCCACCCCCACUGCCCCUGCCUGCAGCUGCAGUGGUACAUGUGUCCUUCCCGGAGGUAACCAGUGCCCUUCUGGAGUCCCUCAAUCAGCAGCGGCUACAGGGCCAGCUCUGCGAUGUGUCCAUCCGAGUGCAGGGCCGGGAGUUCAGGGCUCAUCGUGCUGUCCUGGCUGCCUCCUCUCCUUACUUUCACGACCAGGUCCUACUCAAGGGCAUGACUUCCAUCUCACUGCCCAGUGUUAUGGACCCAGGUGCCUUCGAGACUGUUCUCGCUUCAGCUUACACUGGUCGCCUCAGUAUGGCUGCUGCUGACAUUGUCAACUUCCUCACAGUGGGUUCUGUACUCCAAAUGUGGCACAUUGUGGAUAAAUGCACUGAACUGCUUCGAGAAGGCCGGACCUCGGCCACCACCAUCACUACUGCUGUAGCCACCUCCGUCACUGUCCCUGGUGCUGGAGUCCCAUCAGGGAGUGGGGGCAGUGUAGCCUCGGCCACCAUGGGCUCUGUGCGCUCCCAUGCCUCCAGUCGGGCCAGUGAGAAUCAGUCCCCUAGCAGCAGCAACUACUUCAGCCCCCGAGAGUCCACUGACUUCUCAUCUUCCUCCCAAGAGGCAUUUGCAGCUCCUGCAGUGGGCAGCGGGGAGCACCGUGGAGGUGGCCCUGUAUUCCCAGCCCCUGUGGUUGGCAGUGGGGGUGCUACCUCUGGGAAGCUGCUCCUGGAGGCAGAUGAGCUGUGUGAUGACGGUGGAGAUGGGAGGGGUGCGGUGGUUUCUGGGGCUGGGCUCCGAAGGCCUACCUAUGCACCUCCCAGUGCCAUGCCACAGAAACACUGGAUAUAUGUAAAGCGGGGUGGAAACUGCCCAACAGCAGCGCCCCUUGUUCCCCAAGACCAAGAUCUGGAAGAGGAUGAGGAGGAGGAAGAUCUGGUUUUGACCUGUGAGGAUGAUGAAGAUGAAGAGCUAGGGAGUGGGUCCGGGGUUCCAGCAAGGGGAGGACCCGAGGCUACCCUUAGCAUAAGUGAUGUCCGGACCCUGACUGAGCCUCCAGGCAAGGGAGAGGAGCAGGUCAAUUUCUGUGAGUCCUCCAAUGACUUUGGCCCCUAUGAGGGUGGGGGUCCUGGAGCAGGGCUUGAUGAUUCCGGGGGGCCGGCCCCUUCCUCCUAUGCCCCCUCCCACCCACCACGGCCCCUGCUUCCUGUGGAUGUGCAGGGUAACCAGAUCCUAGUCUUCCCAUCAUCUGCAUCCUCCUCCCAGGGUCCAGGCCAGCAGCCAGGGAGCCAAGCUGAACACGGGGCUGUGACUCUAGGGGGCUCAUCCACAGGAGGGCUGGGUGUCCCAGGUGGUGCUGGUGGGACCCCUGGAGGGACAGGCAGCGGGGAUGGGAAUAAGAUAUUUCUGUGCCACUGCGGGAAGGCCUUCUCCCACAAGAGCAUGCGAGACCGUCACGUGAACAUGCACCUCAACCUGCGGCCCUUUGACUGCCCCGUGUGCAACAAAAAGUUCAAGAUGAAGCACCACCUGACGGAGCACAUGAAGACACACACAGGCCUCAAGCCCUAUGAGUGUAGCGUCUGUGCCAAGAAGUUCAUGUGGCGGGACAGCUUCAUGCGCCACCGAGGACAUUGUGAGCGCCGGCACCGCCUGGGUGGAGGUGGGACUGCGGCUGUAUCUGGACCUGGGGGGCACAUAGGGCCAGCCUUGCCACCCCAGAGAGAGUCCCCUGGGGUGGGCGGGGGCAACAUCGAGGAGGCUAGUGGGGCCACGCCCCCGUCAGGCCGACGGGUCUGGUCCCCACCCAGCGUUCAGAAAGUGGAGAUGGGCUUCAGUGGAGGCGGAGGAGCAAACUAAAGGGGCAGGCUACGGGGAGGGGGGUGGUAGUUUUCAGGUAAGAGGAAAUAGGGAGCACGAGCCAGGCGCGCCGUGGCCUCCCAGGUGAUCUCCCACUACAGUUACUGUCUUCCUUAUCUCUAUGGACUUGUAUAUAUUAUGGAGGGGGAACCAUAUGGCGCCACCACCCCCCCAAUCCACUCGGUCCUCCCCCGAAGCAUCCCGAAACUAAGCCCUUCCUUUCGCUCUGGGUACACUGAAGCCCCAGUUCCAUAAUAUGGCGCAUAU